AUUGAGGGCCAGUACUCAGAUCAUUAAAAUUUUUUGUCGACGAGAGGUACAUCGUGACCAUCAUCGAUAUCCUAGUGCAGUCUAUCGGUUUGCAGCGGACUCGUUUAAAGCGAACAUUGACAAAAAUACACAUUAAAUAAUGGAACUUGUUGAUAUGUUCGAUCUCGCAAGCAGUCAUCCGAUUCUGGCCACCGUCACAGUUUUUGCCGGCACCGUUUUAGCCUCGGAGCUGCUUUGGAAAGCAAUCAAAUACGUACGCGGGCAUAAGCGACGCCUCCGAGUCCACGAGGUUCUCUUCUUCAACGAGCUGGGAGAAAUUUGUUUCGAGCAGCAUCGAGGCAAGUCCUCGACAGCUGUUGACUGCGGAAACAAUCACUGCAGCCUGAGAAAGUUGGAUAAGAUUGCUGCGCUAAUGGAUGAGGCCCAAUACUCCAUUGAUAUAGCCAUAUACACAUUCACUUCCAAAGUUUUAUGGGAGGCCCUGAAGCGAGCGCUUCAGCGAGGAGUGUCAAUUCGCGUGAUCAGCGAUCGCGAAAUGGUCUAUUCUACUAAAUCACAGAUCCUGAAUAUGGCUGCCUUCGGUGUACCCGUGCGCGGCCCAUUCACAACUACUCUCAUUAUGCAUCACAAGUUCUGCGUGAUCGAUGGCAAGACUCGGGUGCAAGAGAUUCUGCAGCUGAAGCAACGUAAAUGGCCACGACCGUACGAAAGUGUCCUGAUAAGCGGCUCCGUCAACUGGACAUAUAAUGGAUUCUGUGGCAAUUACGAGAACUGUACGAUCAGCUCAGACGAGGUUAUGACUUGUCAAUUCCAGGAGGAGUUCAACCGCAUGUGGAUGGGCUUUGCGGCGUCGGCGGAUAAGUUACUACAAGGCUCAGUCCAGAAGAGCAGCGUCUAAAGUAUCGACAACUACAUGGAUUCUCUUAUCUGAUAAUUAUCAAUUGUUCCUUAUAUUUUGUUAAGCCCCUACGUUAAGUUUAAGCCCUUACGACUACAAUUCAUGUAUAAACUAUUUGGCUUGUUGUUU
Molecule: messenger RNA, 1027 nt
Organism: Drosophila obscura
Lineage: Eukaryota; Metazoa; Arthropoda; Insecta; Diptera; Drosophilidae
Gene: zuc
Product: mitochondrial cardiolipin hydrolase
Exons: 1
Coding region: 140-898 (252 amino acids)
Biological process (GO): piRNA processing
Cellular component (GO): mitochondrion
Molecular function (GO): RNA endonuclease activity producing 5'-phosphomonoesters, hydrolytic mechanism
Source: RefSeq, a predicted model, not a curated record